GCAGCACGAGUGGUCCAACUGAUUGCGUUUGGUUCAGGUCGGGAUAACGGCGCGUCCACGCGAAGUUCACGUUGACAACAAACUUUUUGCCAAAAUUUUAGUUUGCCUCGAAAUAAUCAUACAGUUCAUAUUUGAAAAUGUCCAGAGACUCGUGGGCACAAGCCGUCGACGCUCAAGAGACUUCAACUCCAUCCUCUCGGAAAGUUGAUCGACUUCGUGGGAAUCUUAACAUGGCAGGAGACAUAAAUGCCAAUAUCGUGCCUGAGAUUCCUAAAGGUUAUCAUAAUUGGGGACCAGAUGGGGACAAAGUGGAUCUGGCUGAACAGUCCCUGCUAAAUAAACUGAUCCGCCGCUCUCUGGUGAGGAACAGGAACCAGGUGGAGGUCCUGCAGGCGGACCCCACCUCCCCUCUGUUCUCCGUGAAAACCUUUGAGGAGCUCAGACUGCAACCUGAACUGUUGAAAGGUGUGUACAACAUGGGUUUCAACAGACCAUCCAGAAUCCAGGAAAAUGCUCUGCCCAUGAUGUUGGCCCAGCCACAUCAGAAUCUGAUCGCCCAGUCACAGUCUGGCACAGGUAAAACUGCUGCCUUCUCUCUGGCCAUGCUCAGCCAUGUGAACCCUGCCAAUAAGUGGACUCAGUGCCUCUGUAUCGCGCCAACGUAUGAACUCGCACUGCAGAUUGGUCAAGUAAUCGAGCAAAUGGGGAAAUUCUGUCCAGAUGUGGAACUGGCCUACGCCAUUCGAGGGAACAGAAUGGAGCGAGGCAUCAUGUUAAAAGAGCAGAUUGUCAUCGGAACACCCGGCACGGUCCUCGACUGGUGCACCAAGUACAAGCAUAUCGACCCCAAGAAGAUCACUCUGUUUGUGCUGGACGAGGCUGACGUGAUGAUCGCCACGCAGGGCCAUCGAGACCAGAGCAUUCGAAUCUACAGGCAGCUGAGCAAAAACUGCCAGAUGCUGCUUUUCUCUGCAACCUUUGAGGACUCUGUGUGGAAGUUUGCAGAGCAAGUGAUUCCUGACCCCAAUAUCAUCAAGCUGAAGCGCGAAGAGGAGACGCUGGACACCAUCAAACAGUUCUAUGUAAUGUGCAGGAAUAAGGAGGACAAGUUUGCAGCACUCUGUAAUCUGUAUGGCAGCCUUACCAUUGCACAGGCCAUGAUUUUCUGCCACACUCGGAAGAUGGCCGGCUGGCUAGCAGCAAGCCUGAUCCAAGAGGGCCACCAGGUAGCACUGCUGAGUGGAGAGAUGAUGGUGGAGCAGAGAGCCGCUGCCAUCGAACGCUUCAGGAACGGCAAAGAGAAGGUGCUUGUAACUACAAACGUGUGUUCCAGAGGCAUCGAUGUGGAGCAGAUUUCCCUCGUGGUCAACUUCGACCUCCCGGUGGACUUGGGUGGGGACGCCGACAACGAUACAUACCUACACCGGAUUGGUCGCACGGGACGUUUUGGCCGGCAAGGGUUUGCUGUGAGCAUGGUGGACAGCGUACACAGCAUGGAUAUCAUAAAGCAAAUAGAGACACACUUCAAAAGGAAAAUCCGAAAGCUUGACACAAACAAUCUGGAGGAGAUGGAGAAGCUAAUGAGCUGAAUUCUUUUCUGCAUGCACGACCCACAGCUGAUGCACCAAAGACUUCACCUCAAAUGUGACUUAUUGUUUACCUUUUAUUGUUUAAAGAUGCAUGCAAAUGUUAAAAAAGCUUUGAUUUAGACAGUAAUUUGUGCCUGAUUUUCAAUUUAAUUUAAUGUGACAUCGAUGACCAGCACUCAGAGGAACUGUGAGUUAACCACUAGUUGUUUAAGAGUGUUAGAUGCAUGUUGUUUGCAGUGUUAGAUGUGAAGUGAACUAAUAUAAUGUUGGUGGGAUAUAAGAAUGUAGUUUGCAUGACAUAUUCAAGUUAUUGUUCUAUUUAAAUAAGAGUGAUUUGAAGCAUUA
Messenger RNA from Melanotaenia boesemani (Boeseman's rainbowfish), 1934 nucleotides. It is a transcript of the gene ddx19a, whose product is annotated as DEAD-box helicase 19a. The record is from RefSeq and is a predicted model, not a curated record. Gene Ontology annotation, biological process: poly(A)+ mRNA export from nucleus. The transcript is spliced from 11 exons. NCBI's taxonomy places the organism in Eukaryota, Metazoa, Chordata, Actinopteri, Atheriniformes, Melanotaeniidae. Gene Ontology annotation, cellular component: nucleus; cytoplasmic stress granule. Gene Ontology annotation, molecular function: RNA binding; RNA helicase activity; ATP binding. The coding region runs from base 138 to 1589 and encodes 483 amino acids.